GUUCGUAAGCAAAACUCGGAAGAGCAAUGCGAAGCCAACAGCAACAGUAAACAGUAAAAAGUGACAAAGCCAAGCAGUGGCAAACAGCAAUAACGGUAGCGAAAUAUUGAGACGGUCGUUGCGCUGGCAAAAAACCACAGUCCGCGCUAGUACGCGAUGUUAUAUCGGCGAGCAACAACGUCGCGAUGCUGUGCGUUGCGCCCGAAAGGCUGCAAGGGAAUUAUAUUUAAAGCCCACAAAUUGUAUUAAUUUAAAGGUAAAGUGUGGCAGUAAAAUGUAGGCGAGCGCCGUUGUGUGCAGCUGUCGUCGAGAAAAUAGAAAAAAUAUUAUAUAAAUAUAAAAUAAACAAGAAAGUGUGUUGAAAGCUGUAGAAAGUGUGUGCAAAUUGCUGGCAUAUCCUUGUGUUAUACGAAAUUGUCGAUUUGGGAAUUUUCGUGUGCGUAUUUUUGCCUCUUCUCUCCAUUCUUCCGCUGUUGUUGUCGGCUCAAGGCGAGCAGCUGUAAAGCGGUUAAAUACAAUCGAAAGUUUGAGGUUGCUGCCUUGUACACGUGUUUGCGUGUGUUGGUGGCGUCGGCAUUAGUGCACACAAUCAAUAACAACAAAUUAUUUGAGAUUUUGCCAAGGGUGUGAACGUGCAAAUGCGAAAGCAAACAGAAAGCAUGUCAGAUAAAGGCAGUGAAAAACAAAAGGCACUCAACGUGUUAAAAGCAUUUGUAGUUUCGGCUAAGAAAAGCAAGUGAAGAUUUCGACAAAAGAUGUAAAAAGAAAAGUCAAAUAAAAUAUGAAGUAAAAGGAGAGCAAAAAAUAAUUAAUAAUAGAUGAAAUUCUUUUUCUUAUGUUGAGUGUGUACAAAUCGGUUUAAACAGAUUAAAACUAGCAUGCAUGUGUAUAUAUACAGUUAUGUGUAAUUAAAGAUAGUGUGUGAGUGUUAGAGAAUGUGUGGGAGUGGAGGCUCAUUAAAUCAUAAAAAAUAUGUGGUAAUUUCCAGUGAAAUAUUAACAGAUGCUUGGGCGACUAAGUAAAAAAAAACCAAAACAACAACAAAAAAAGCAAAAACAACAACAGAACAGCAAACAAAAUAACAACAAAAACAACAACAAUAAAAAUCAGAAAAGCAAAAAACAAAAAAACAACAAAAAAUAAAACAACAAUAAUAACAAAAAGCAAAAACAACAACAAUAACAAUUAAGACAACACCAAUAACAGCAUUUCUGUAGCCCGACGCCGGUUUGAACGGAAGUAAACUACGCUACAACCGCGCACUUAUAAAAGCGUGCACACACACAUACAUAAAUGGUUUUUUUCUCAGUGUAUGUGUACGGUGCGUUAAACCCCGUCACCGGCAUCAUCACACACUCGGCCACUGAGUUGUUGUGCCAAUUUAAUUAGCAAAAGUGUGUGCUGCGGUGCUCGGGAGUGGCAGCCUGUGUGGCAGACGUUGUGGCAAACACAACAACAAAAACAACAAUAAUAGCAAAAAAUGAAAUAGCGUUUCUUUAGCGCGGCAUUAGAAGCGCAGAGUUGAAAUCGUUGACGCUUAAGCACCAGCAGCGGCGGCGGCAGCUGUUGCCGGUAUUUGAAAGUUGGAAGUUUUCUCGUGUUUUAGUGUGCGUGUGUGUGUGAAAAGUGCGAAAAAGGCUAAACCUGCGAAAUGUAGUUGCAAAAAGUGGCGCGCAUAGAAACAACAACAACAACAGCAAGAAAGCGGCAUUGCAACAAAAAACUACUCCACUUGCGCUCCACAGCAACGGCGUGGAGUUGGCAAAUUGUGGAAGCAGAAGCGAAUCGCCACCACAAACGCCUUUCAAUUAACGCGAACGAAGUAAAAUAAAUAUAAAUAACGGUACAAUUGAAAAGAAGCGAAAGGCAAACAGAUUGCUGAUAACAUUGAUGCAAGUGUUCUCUUUACAAUCUCUCCGCCCCGUUGGCAAUUAGCCGAGUUACACUGCCGUGACAUGUUGAUGCGUUCAACGCGGCGAUGCAACCACGAGCGCCCGCGCCAAUCGGGAGUGCACAAGGUGAGGUGGAUUCGAGCAUCUGUCGCUACUUUCAAAGUGUAAAAGACAACAAGCAAAGCAACACAGGAUUGAGAGAUAACUUAAAGCUAGUUGCAAUGCAAAUAAACGAGUGAAAGAACAACGAAGAAGCAAAAAAAAAAAAAAACAGAAAAAAUAUAUAAAUUUAUUUAGAAGGCUGGGAAAGCGCUUCCGUCUUUUGCAUAAAGUUCUCGGUGACAACUACUGCUGAAGAAAUUGCAGUGUCCAUACUCUGAUUGCACCAGAGACGACGCUUGACGUGCGCUUCGUUCAAUUGGCACGAUGUGGGCGCACAAUAUGGCGUUGGCGAGGCGCGGCUUUAGUUAUGAGACGCGUUGGCUGCUCUUGCUGAUUGUGAUGUGCGAUAUGACAAAUGGUGGCGUUCAAGGACCUAUGGAGAGUUACAAUUCACUGGAGGAGCAUUUGCACGCUUUGAGCACAACACAAUAUCCACCCACCACGGUUGGCUACGUACAUCCGAAGUGGAUUGAGCCGUACUUUGAUCCGUCGACGCCGCGCAAUGUCACCGCAUUAAUGGGCAAAUCGGCGUAUUUGAGUUGCCGCGUACGCAAUUUGGGCAACAAAACGGUCUCGUGGAUACGCCAUCGUGACAUACACAUACUCACCGUGGGCGCGUACACGUACACGUCGGAUCAGCGUUUCCAGGCGACACAUCAUCAGGACAGCGACGACUGGACGCUGCAAAUAAAAUGGGCGCAAAAACGCGACGCUGGCAUGUACGAGUGUCAAAUAUCAACGCAGCCGGUGCGCAGCUACUUUGUGCGGCUCAACGUUGUGGUGCCAACAGCGACCAUCCUUGGCGGACCCGACCUUCAUGUCGACAAAGGCAGCACCAUAAAUCUUACAUGCACAGUGAAAUUCAGCCCAGAGCCGCCGGCCUACAUUUUCUGGUAUCAUCACGAGGAGGUCAUCAAUUAUGAUUCGUCACGUGGCGGCGUUUCGGUAAUUACCGAAAAGGGCGAUGUUACUACGUCAUUUCUGCUCAUACAAAAUGCCGACUUGGCCGAUUCGGGGAAAUAUUCCUGUGCGCCAUCGAAUGCCGAUGUGGCCAGCGUACGCGUUCACGUACUAAACGUUCGGCCCAUCAUUUCAGGUGAACAUCCGGAGGCGAUGCAAACCGGCUCAUCCGGCUGUCAGUUCAGUUGGCUAACAAUUUUCCUGCUCGUCGCCGUCGUGCUCGGCUAUCAGCAGCAAAGUUUCGUACUCAAUGCAGCGAGCGUUUUCGGCACAACAACAACAACAACAAUAGCAGCAAAAUCAAAUGUAAGCGAGAGGGUGGUUGUUGCAGCCCACAAAAGCGCAACAACAAUAACAAGAGCAAAAAGCACAGUUAACCGUCAAUUGCUGCAUAUAACGCAAACAAUGGCUGAUGUAACUGUAGCAACAACAAAAACAGCACUACAUACAACAACUGCAGUGCACAAAGCUGAAAUGAUAGUAAAAACAACAAAAAAAGCAGAUUUACUGACGGCAGACAUAUAUGUUGCACUUGCAACGACACAGAAUGCAAUAACGGAUCAACAAAACAGCAACGGCAUAACAAAGAAAGAAGCUGCAACGACUGUUGCAUGCCCAACAACAACAACAACAAUGCGAAACUUGCCUGCAACCAUGGCAACAAGUUCAAGUGUGUCCGUAAAGGACUCGCCUGCUUCCAUUACUUUGCCAAAAGCAACAACAACACAAAUGACAACAACAACAACAAAAAGUUGCUGCAAUACAACGAAUAUGCCCACCAGCCCAAACGCCAAGAGUCACAACGAAACGACCGCCGGCAAUGCAACUAUCCAGUUGCAGCGCACACAGGCAAAUAGUAGAGGCUGCGCCACGCCCACCACCUGCGGCGUCAGUGUGAGAAGCACUAAGCCCAAAAUCGACUGCAAUAAUAUGAUAAACAAAACUGUGACCAAAAGCGGCAAUGCAAAUUUCGCUCACUUUUGCAACAGUAGCAGCAACAACAACAACAAUAGAGGGGGCAACAACAACAGUAGGCACACUGCAACAGCGACUACGGACAGCACAUGCUCAAAAAGUCAUGUGCCAAACGUCAGCGGCAGCAAUACCAACAACAAAAACAGCGUAAAUUGCAACAACAACAGCAACGUAAAUUGCUACAACAACAACAAUAACGUAAGUUGCAACAACACGGACAGCAGCCGUCAUACGAUGUGCCACCACAACGGCUACGAUGUCAGAUGAUGCGUUUGUGUUGCUGGACAGCGGCCCGUGCAUUGAUAACGGUAGUACUCGGAAUCUUAAAUGGAAAAUUUUCAUUUCAAUGGCAAAAUAGUUCGGUCACAAAGCAAUAGCUGCGUAAAUUGCUUGGCAUUUAUGAGGCUACAACAACAACAAACACCUCGCCGUCGGCUCAUGCCGUAAGAGCGUAUGCAUACUUAAUAGUGGGACUGUGUGUAUGUGUUUGAGUGUGUGUCGUAGUAGCCUGCAAUUGUUUUAUCUGCCAAUACUUAAGAGCGCGCUGAGCACCGUUGUCAUUCACAUUGAAACUUUCCAUUUUCGACGACGAAUUUUUAACAAGAAAUUUUAUUUCGAUUUCGAAGCAUGGCAAUUGCGAGAACUAAAAAUAUUAAUAUAGAAAAAAAAUAAUAUUCAAAAUUUUCAUACCAACUUGACGCGGCUGCUGGCAUGCACGUGCGCGCACACACAUGCAAGUGUACAUGUGAACUGUUAGUCAAUAAAAUGCUCGAGCUGUAAGUGAAAAAUUAGUACAUAUAAUUACAAAUAAAUUAGACUUAAAAGAAAAUGAUAAAUUAAUAAGAAGCAAAUACUUAAGAAAAUAUUAUAUGAUAGUAUAACUGAUAAUAUAAGCGUUGAAAGUGCGUAAA
Molecule: messenger RNA, 4900 nt
Organism: Bactrocera neohumeralis
Lineage: Eukaryota; Metazoa; Arthropoda; Insecta; Diptera; Tephritidae
Gene: dpr6
Exons: 7
Coding region: 2319-4256 (645 amino acids)
Biological process (GO): synapse organization
Cellular component (GO): neuron projection membrane
Source: RefSeq, a predicted model, not a curated record